UACAACAAACAUCUCAUAAACCCGCCUAAUCUCCAAUAGUGAAAACAAUAGUGAUCCAGUUAAAACUGCAGUUAUUCUCCACAUUUUUUAAUGCCCUUUAUUUCCGACGAUGUCCGAAAAUCCGGGAUUCCUGAAGGAAGACAUGGAACUGCACAAGCAGGAAAAUGGGAAGGAGACUAAGGAUGAGAAUCUUGUAGUAACACCUCCCAUAGAAUUCGCCAGCGGACCAGAUGACCAAAUUGAAAACAGGGCCACGUGGGGCAACAGCAUAGAAUUCCUCAUGUCCUGCAUAGCCAUGAACGUUGGUCUGGGUAACAUCUGGCGUUUUCCCUUCGUGGCCUAUGAAAAUGGAGGAGGAGCCUUCCUGAUCCCUUACCUCAUCGUCCUUAUAUUCCUGGGUAGGCCUAUGUACUACCUGGAGAUGUGCCUGGGUCAAUUCUGCAGUCGUGGCAACGUUAAGAUGUUUGAAAGUUUGGCACCGGCACUAAAAGGUGUUGGUUAUGGGCAGCUCAUAGGUACGGUCUGCGUAGCAACGUACUACUGCUCCUUGAUGGCCUUGACGUUGUUCUAUGUCGUGCAUUCUUUCACGAACUACUUACCCUGGUCAGAAUGCGACCCCGCUUGGGACAAUCACAGUCUACUCCAAAAUUUAACUUGUAUCGCCUCCAAAUCGGAAGGAGGGAGCAAUUUCAAUGGAACCAUCAGCUCGGCAGAGCUUUGGUUCAGGAUCGAAGUUUUGAAGGAAGAAUCUGAUCUAAGUAAUGGUAUUGGGAUUCCAGAUUGGCGCCUUACUAUAUGUCUGUUCGUGGCGUGGUUGCUAACCUUCGCUGUGUGCGCAAAAGGAGUUCAAACCUCGGGUAAAGCUUCCUAUUUCUUGGCCAUAUUCCCUUAUGUAAUCCUAGGUGCCCUGCUUAUAAGAGCUGUUACUUUGGCAGGAUCAGGAACUGGUAUUUUGUAUUUUAUCCAACCUCAGUGGGAGAAGCUUUUGAGCGCAAAAGUAUGGUAUAACGCGGUAACGCAGUGCUUUUUUUCUUUGAACAUCGGAUUUGGAUCAGUUACAAUGUACGCCUCGUAUAACAGUUUUAGGCACAAUGUCUACAGAGAUGCCAUGGUGGUGACCACUUUAGACACAUGCACAUCAUUAUUGGCGGGAUUCAUCAUAUUCGGAAUUUUGGGUAACUUGGCCUAUAAAAUGGACGUUGACGUCAGCCAGGUGGUGAAGUCUGGUGGUACCGGAUUGGCAUUUAUAUCGUACCCGGAGGCGAUCGCCAGAUUUGAAGCCGUACCAUGGCUCUUCGCGUUACUAUUUUUCUUCAUGCUCUUUGUACUAGGCGUGGGCAGCUUGGUGGCAAUGAAAGGAUGCGCUUUUACCGUAGUUAUGGAUUCCUUUCCUCAUUUAAGGAUAUGGCACGUCUCUCUAGCAACAGCGAUCGCAGGGUUUCUGAUUGGACUUGUCUACAUAACACCGGGAGGGCAAUGGAUCUUCACAAUGGUAGACUUCUUCGGGGGAACCUUCAUCUUCUUCGUUUUGACGAUCGUUGAAAUAGUGUCAAUAAUGUGGUGGUACGGACUGGAAGAAAUUUGUUUGGACAUAGAGUAUAUGCUGAAGAGGAAACCAGGGAUCUACUGGAGAAUAUGCUGGUGCAUCGUCAUUCCAAUGGCUUUACUAGUGGUAUUCGUUUACUUUGUGGUGACUCUAGAAGAACUGACUUAUGAAGGACAGUCGUAUCCUUCAUACAUAAUCGUUUGGGGGUGGGUCUUAUUGGGCGUAGGAGUCAUACAACCACUAGUAUGGUUCCUGGUUGAGGUACUGAAGCGGCGGGAGGCAGAAGGUUGCAAUCAGGCUGUCAAGUCUCUGUUCUUGCACGACAGCUGGGGACCUAAAGACCUGAAGAAAAACAAGAAGUGGCAGGAGUUCAAGGCAAAGGAAAAGCAUGCUAGAAAAUUGAAGAACAGAAGUUGGAUUGUUGAUAAGCUCUGUAUACUUAUAGGGAGAUAGGGCGUAGUAGCUAAAUUGUUAAUUUUAGAAAAGUUAGAGUUUACGAAGUGUUGUGAUUUUGUUAGUAUUAUUGUUAAAAUAAAUGAAAAGUGAAAAGCGAAUACGAGUGAGUCUCAGAUUGGUGUGAAGAUUUGUGAGAAAUGAUUUUGUUGGAGUUAUUUUUGGUUACAAAAUAUAAAUCUUACAAUUAUUUAUUCCUAGUAAAACAAAAUAUGAUUUAGCUAAUUUUUUAUUUAUCUCAUUUAAUACAAAAAUCCUGUGCUAUCAAAUCAUUACACUAUUUAUACUACUAUUUACCAGAAACUUAUAAUUAAAAUUAUCUUUUUAUUGCAGUAGAGACUUCCAAGAAAAGCUAGUGUUUAUUUUUCUCUUUUUUCCUGUUCGAUUUUACAAUUAUAUUCUCACCUUUGUGUUAUUUUUUAUAUUUUUGCGGUACACCCUAGA
This is a messenger RNA of Anoplophora glabripennis (Asian longhorned beetle), 2443 nucleotides long. RefSeq names its product sodium-dependent nutrient amino acid transporter 1-like. The record is from RefSeq and is a predicted model, not a curated record. NCBI's taxonomy places the organism in Eukaryota, Metazoa, Arthropoda, Insecta, Coleoptera, Cerambycidae. Gene Ontology annotation, cellular component: membrane. The coding region runs from base 110 to 1999 and encodes 629 amino acids. Gene Ontology annotation, molecular function: L-amino acid transmembrane transporter activity. Gene Ontology annotation, biological process: sodium ion transmembrane transport. The transcript has 12 exons.